Molecule: messenger RNA, 1361 nt
Organism: Durio zibethinus
Lineage: Eukaryota; Viridiplantae; Streptophyta; Magnoliopsida; Malvales; Malvaceae
Gene: AGL20
Product: AGAMOUS-like 20
Biological process (GO): positive regulation of transcription by RNA polymerase II
Cellular component (GO): nucleus
Molecular function (GO): DNA-binding transcription factor activity; RNA polymerase II transcription regulatory region sequence-specific DNA binding; protein dimerization activity
Source: RefSeq, a predicted model, not a curated record
UUUUUUAUACAAAUAUAGGCUCUUUGCUUUACACCUGUGUUGAAUAUGGAAUGUUUUGUUGUAUCUUUGUUUGGGUGGGGUUUGAGGAAGCAAGAGAAAGCUAAAGGAUAGAUGAAUAAGGAAAGGUUGAAGUGUGUUGGUUUUGGGUUCUUUUCUUUCUUUUUUUUUUUUUUUCUCCAUUGGUGGUGUCUAAAAAUGGGACUGCCCAAAUAAAUCAGUCACAAUAAAAUUUUCUAAUCUUGGGUCUUCUGGGUAUUCUUCAUAACCAUCAGAUUUUCUUUAGUUUUCUUCCUUCUUUUGGUUCCUUUCUUCUCUGAGCUUUCUGGGUUUUUUUUUUGUUUGGUGUGGAGAUGGUGAGGGGAAAGACUCAAAUGAAGCGCAUAGAGAAUGCCACAAGCAGACAAGUCACAUUCUCUAAGCGGCGAAAUGGGUUGCUAAAGAAAGCUUUUGAACUAUCAGUUCUUUGUGAUGCUGAGGUUGCGCUGAUAAUUUUCUCUACCAGAGGCAAGCUCUAUGAAUUUGCAAGUUCUAGCAUGAAGGACACAAUAGAACGUUACAUGAGGCAUAUGAAGGAUAAUCGAACCAAGCCAACUGAACAAAACUUGCAGCAUCUGAAGACUGAAGCAGAAAAUAUGAUGAAGAAAAUAGAGCUUCUUGAAGUUUCAAGACGGAAACUACUAGGAGAGGGAUUGGGUUCAUGCACACUAGAAGAACUACAACAGAUAGAACAACAGUUGGAAAGGAGCGUGAGCAGCAUCAGAGCAAGAAAGACGCAAGUUUUCAAGGAACAGAUAGAGCGAUUGAAAGAAAAGGAAAAAGUCCUAGCUGCCGAAAAUGCAAAGCUUUGUGAAAAGUAUGGUAUGAAGCAAUGGAAAAGAUCAAAUGAGCAGAAAGAGAAUGUACCAUAUGAUGAAAGCAGUCCAAGCUCGGACGUGGAGACUGAAUUGUUCAUCGGACCACCAGAAGGGAGAACAAAACGCUUCCUGCAACCGAACUGAUUGAUGACAACAUAUCCCAUGCCGUGCAAAUAUGAAUACAAGGCAGAACACCUACUAAGCAUCCAGUUUGUUGCAUUAGUUUCAAAUAAAAUUCAUACCAGCAAUGGUAUGGUAAGCGUAAAAUUAAACUACCAUGAGUAGGACCAAAGAUUUGCUAUAUAAAUAUCCUUAUCGUGGAGCAUGUUACAUGUCAUUAGAAUGCUCCAAUAUUCUCUGAACCUAGUUAUUUUUGAGCGAAUUGAUUAGCAGGUUGAUCAGCAAAUGUUUUUCUAAAAGGAAAUAAACUUAUACUAACGUCCAACCUUUAUUUUAAACUGCCAUUUAACUAACUUGAAUUUUUUACUGGAUCAAACCAAUGCCGGU